AUGGCUACGUGGUGGUGGCUUUGUGUGUGCGGCCUGGGGAUCCUCCUCCUGGUGCCGUGUUCUCUCUCUGAGAAGUUCUCCCUGGCUGGCUCCCUGCACCCCGUGGUGGGGGUAGUUGGCCAGGAUGUGGUGUUACCCUGCCAGCUCUCACCCCCAGCUGGGCUGCCCAGCAUGGACGUGCAGUGGAGGAAAGCUGGACCAGGAUUUAUCCUGGUUCAUGAGUACAUGGACGAGGGUACCCAGGACCUGCCGGGGGAGAGUUACCAGACCCAGACAGAGCUGUUCCUGCAGGAGUUCAGCAGCGGAAAUGUUUCACUGAAGCUGAAAUGGCUCCAAGUGGCAGAUGCUGGGACAUACCAUUGCUUUGUGAGGAACCCAGAGUGGACCCUGGAAGCCACCACUGAGCUACAGGUUGCAGCUGUGGCUCCUGUGUUCAUUGAGGUGCUGGGCCCCCGGGGUCAGGGGAUUGGAUUGGCCUGUAGAUCUGCAGGCUGGUUCCCCAAACCCGAACUCCAGUGGGUUGGAAAGAACUGGCAGAACCUGGCGAUAGAGAUUGUGACCAAUGUGACUCAGGACAGGGAGAACCUGUAUAGUGUUGUGAGUCACGUCACUGUCACGGAAGAAGACAAUGGAGACAUCAGCUGCAUAGUGCGUAAUGGCUUGCUGCAGACCAAGGAACGAUCUGCCAUUCACCUCUCAGGUUACAUCUUCCCCCGUGUUUCUCCCUGGCUGGCUGCAUUCUGGGUAUUGUUCACUCUGGUUCUCAUUGCUGCUGGCGCUUGUGCAUAUUUUGGAUACACAGCAAAGCGAAAGGCCUCUCAGAAGAAACGCUCUAAAGAGGAGUCUCUGUUAAAUCUUGGUAUUGAGAAGACCAUGGAUGCAGCGUGCCAGGACCUGUGUGAGAAGCUUGAUUUCAGGAGGGCUCGGAGCUACAUGGUCUGUGUCACCCUGGAUUCAGAUUACAAACACCCUGAACUCACCGUGUCUGCGGAUGGCAGAACAGUCCAGCACAACCCCCCAGCCCCAGGGCCGGCUGUCCCCUCUGGGGCUCUGAUCGCCGUGGGGAGGGAGAGUUUUGUGGCCAGGAGGGAUCAUGGUGGCGGUAGUGGAUUUUGCAGGGGGUACUGGGAAGUGAAGGUGGUGGACAGCCUGGACUGGGAGCUGGGGGUGCUGAGUGAGUCUGUGAGGGACAGAGUGAGACAGGAGAGGCUGGACAAACUCCCUGAGGGGGGGUUCUGGGCUUUGGGGAGAUCUGGGGAGCGGUAUCACCCCAGUGAGGCCGACACAGUGAUCCAGAAGUGGGAUGGGAAGCUGACAGUGGUUGGGGUCUAUCUGGAUCUAGAAGGAGAGAGUCUCUCAUUUUAUAGUGUCAAUUCAAUGGCCCUUAUUCUGAAGAUUCCUGUAGAAGGUUCUGAGAGAUUGUUCCCAUUCCUCAGCCCUGGUCACGCUGUGGGGAGGGACCAGGGGAAACCCCUCAGCAUCUGCCCCCCCAGUGACUGGGAUUUCCGCCAGGAAUCAGGGGUUAGUGGGUCUGUUAGUCAGGGAUAUCCCAGAGCCCCUGAACAGUCCCCUGCCUCCGGAGACAAGGAAGGGGCAGGAAACAACACAGGGCCAUGUGCAACAGCCCCAGAUCCUGGAGUCAAGAAAGAGAAAGAAAGUAGCUAUUGUGUGAUACAAUAA
This is a messenger RNA of Chrysemys picta bellii (western painted turtle), 1680 nucleotides long. The record is from RefSeq and is a predicted model, not a curated record. NCBI's taxonomy places the organism in Eukaryota, Metazoa, Chordata, Testudines, Emydidae.